Molecule: messenger RNA, 960 nt
Organism: Paraphaeosphaeria sporulosa
Lineage: Eukaryota; Fungi; Ascomycota; Dothideomycetes; Pleosporales; Didymosphaeriaceae
Exons: 3
Coding region: 192-890 (232 amino acids)
Source: RefSeq, a predicted model, not a curated record
AGUGAAACACAGAUAGCCUUUGAAGCGUGCGUGACUUAGGACACCUCGGAGAUAAACAUAACCCCAUACGGCAAGUGCUCCUUCCUACGCCCGUGAGAUUAUAUAGUACGGUAGUGACCCGUCCUAUUGCUGCCUUCAAUCGAAGCACCAGCAAAAGCGCUGUAAAGAGGUACUAGAAAAUAUCAGCCACGAUGAAGCUCAUCAUUGUCGGUGCAACGGGCUUUGUAGGCACCGAAAUCCUCCGCCAAAGCCUCCUUCGCAAGGACAUCAGCUCCGUCGUUGCUAUCACACGACGCGCCCUCACAUCUCCCCCUUCAUCCCCCAAGCUGCAAAACGUCGUGGUGAAUGACUAUGAUCAGUAUAGCGACGAAGCUAAGACUGCGUUCAAGGACGCAAAUGGUUGCAUUUGGACCAUAGCCAUCACACCCUCCAAAUCGUCAAACUACUUCUGGGAGGAAGUCGUGCGAGUCUGCCAAACCUCCACGAUGGUCGGCCUCCGCACCAUGCAUGAAGCCGGCAUGGGCAAGCCCUUCCGCUUCAUCUACAUGAGCGGCAUCGCCGGGGAGCGCGACCAGACCAAGACCCCGAGCUUCAAGCCCAAGUACAGCUUGAUGAGGGGCGCGACAGAGAGCCAAGUCCUCGCUUUUUCCAAGGAGAAGGGGUUUGAAGCUAUGGCUGCGAAGCCGGGGUUGAUUACUGACGGGGGAAUUGCAAAGAGAGCAUUUGCGUCGGUGCUGUAUUAUACGAUGAGUGUGCCGAGCAUCAAGGUGGAGCAGUGUGCGGCGGCGAUGUUGGAGCAGGUUGUGUGUGGGAUUGAGAAGGAGCCGUUGCUUAAUGAUGAUCUGGUGGAGGUUUCCAUGAGGAUGGAGAAGGAGGGAAAGAUGGUUUGAGGUGGAGGAUCGUGGGAAGGUGUCAGGCAUCUGUUGAUCCCAGACGCAGAUCAUGAAUGCGGGAGUAGCA